Molecule: messenger RNA, 1268 nt
Organism: Culex quinquefasciatus (southern house mosquito)
Lineage: Eukaryota; Metazoa; Arthropoda; Insecta; Diptera; Culicidae
Gene: Pdp1
Exons: 3
Coding region: 866-1072 (68 amino acids)
Source: RefSeq, a predicted model, not a curated record
GGGGGUGGCAGGUUUUCCGGGCACCAAUACCAACAAGCGUGCGCUGAACAAGUCAAGGUCUGGAGGAAAAAUCAAUGAGAAACUCGAGAGAGAGAGCUUUCGGAAUUGUUGGUAGUCGUGAAGUCCGGUGUGGGUGGCAAAAGGAUACACUCUCCAGGUUGUCUGUGUGUGAGUGAGAGUGUGCGGGGGAGAGCUUUAGCGCUCGUGACACACGUGAACGGCACAGAUUCUGGAUAGACACGAGACCGCGACCGUCGUUGUCGUUCUGGGUGCAGCAGCUGCAGCGCGGUUCAAUGUAGAACACUGAAGAAGCAAUACGUCAAUACCAGGGGCAAUACGGCGCAGAACGUCGCGAGUGAGAUUCGUGUGAUUGUGCGUUAAGAAUCGGUACGAGAAUCUUCCUGGAUUUCGGCAAAUCCAACCAAUCAAUCGAAGACCUGCAGCGCAACCCGUUGUUCAAGUUUGUUCCAAAGAAGUUGCACAAGUGUUACACACAAAAGAAAAGCAAAGUUGUUAUACUACACAGUUACAAGAAAAAUUAAGCAAAGAAAAGAAAAUUUAGUCGCUAAGUGUUGAUUCUUGUUUACUACUCCUAAUUACCACGUCAAGUCGAGCUACCUGAACCUACUAGCAGCAGCAGCAUCAGCAGCAGCAGAGGAAGAACACAAAAGUCGUCACGAUUGCCAGCGCGGUGGACACCAGAGCCUUUCAGCGGCAGCGACGAAAGGCUAGAAGAAACAAGUGACAGCUCUCAGCCUGUGACAAGACAUCCCUGGGCGGCGGUAAAUCCACACACGCCCCAGUUAGUACAAAACCAGCGAGCAAACGCCGUAAACCAAGCAGUCCAGAAUCACACACCGCAAUCAUGAGCGACCGGGAUCGAGCCUCGCCAACCCUGAUCGAGUCCGGAUUAAAGACGCUGAUAGGAGGCCGCGAUAGCAACUAUCCGCUGAUAAGCGGGACGAAUGGUAACUAUACUUUUAUCUUAAACAUAAAUCUGGAGAUGGAACCAACGUUAAAGCAACUGAUUGUCAUGCAAGGGUUUGUUUAUAUUGUAUGGUUCAUUGGCUAAAUUAGAAAUUUGAGUACAUUUUCAGCAAGAAAUUUGCACUGAUUCAAAUUCCGGAAGACAAAAAGUAAUCUCAAAAAUUACACAACUUGACAAUUUCAAAAUUGAUGUCAGUAAACGCUUCAGUUUCGUCAAGGUAUGGUAGAUUUGGGCUCUCCAAAUACGUUUUAAUCGACAGAAUUGAAUUUUAGUGAAUUAC